Naegleria fowleri is the source of this 507-nucleotide messenger RNA. RefSeq lists its product as uncharacterized. Bases 1 to 507 code for a protein of 168 amino acids. The record is from RefSeq and is a predicted model, not a curated record. The transcript is spliced from 2 exons. NCBI's taxonomy places the organism in Eukaryota, Heterolobosea, Eutetramitea, Acrasida, Naegleriidae. Gene Ontology annotation, molecular function: NAD+ binding.
AUGGCUAAAAAGCCCUUUCGGAAGAGUGUCUUGAAUCACUCUUCAACCCAAAAGAAAGGUUUGCCUUCGGAACUCGAGGAAGCCUUUGAAAUUCUUGCCCAACAAAUUGCACAAGCAAGCGAUCAUGAAAUUGUUUGUUUAACUGGAGCAGGAUUGAGCACGGCUGCUGGAAUUCCCGAUUUUAGAACACCUGGAACUGGAUUGAUACAAACCAACACUUUGAACGAGUUGGUCAACAAGAUGGGUCUCCAUCCAAAAACAGUUCAAAUUCCUCACUGCGAUUCAUGUAAUGGUUACUUGAAACCAGAUAUUGUCCUUUUCGGAGAGGAACUUCCAUCCAAGUAUUCUGAAUGUGUCAAAUCAGAUUUGAAACAAUCCCAUGCUUGCAAGCUCUUUAUCAUUAUGGGUACUUCCUUGAGUGUCUAUCCUGUUGCAUUCUUGCCCAGUUAUGUUCCUGAAGGAAGUACAAGAACAUUGUUGAAUAGAGAGCGAUGUGGACCUUUUUGA